This is a messenger RNA of Photinus pyralis (common eastern firefly), 3771 nucleotides long. RefSeq lists its product as uncharacterized. The record is from RefSeq and is a predicted model, not a curated record. Lineage: Eukaryota; Metazoa; Arthropoda; Insecta; Coleoptera; Lampyridae. The transcript has 3 exons. Bases 71 to 3685 code for a protein of 1204 amino acids.
ACGGUCGCAAAUUAAUGCCGAAAAAAUCGGUUCAUUUUGGUAAGUAAUUUACGUGCGGUAUUUAAUUACAAUGCGGGUGUUAUUAAUUGAAAUAUGCGCGUUAAUCGCAUUCGUGCAAAUCGGUGGUGAAUUUAUAAAAAAUGAACUCGAAGGUACACCCAGGGACGUGUUACCACCCCAAAACGGAACCGACGCGGUCAACUGCUGUAUCGUACGUGAAAUCAUUCGUCGUAUAGAGGCACUUUUGCAAAAGCAACUGGAAAGGGGUGAGUUGACAAUUAAUGCCGCUUUGAAGCCGGAAGAAACUGUGCCGAGGGUGAGAAAUGUCCGGCAAAGUGAUGAUAUGUUUAGUUUCAAUAAGUGUGUCUUAAAAUCGGAGAUGGAACAGCACAAAAAUGUAGAAACCGAACAUAUUUUUGCAAUCAAACAAGAACUCGAACAUUUAAAGGAGCUCAUUCGUUUACUCCGGGAUCAACAACAAAUACUGAACAUGCUCACUGACGUCGAGAAUAAAGCGAAGGGUGAAGAUGAAGAAGACCAGCGGAAGCUGAUCAAGCUUUUCCGAAUGCUCCAAAAUAAUCUCCCACGGGAAGCCAAGUCCACAAGUGCGCCCCUACCCUCUUCAACUCCGGAUAUGAAUCAAAUCAUCAUCGAAAUCAGAAAACUGCACCAACAAAUAGAAAACGCCAACCGAAUAGCCGAAGAUAAGCUAAAAGUCGAGGUGGCUAAGCAACAAAGCCACUUACAGCAGCUACAAAACGACAUCGAGAACUUGAAGAAGGGACAGGCGCUCUUUGUUCACCUCGACCCGAAGCCAGACGCCAACAACCAAUCGGACAUAGUCGGCGCUACUUUACCCAAAGCGCCCCUCUCCAAAUUCCUCGAGAAACUAAAACCGAAAUCCGCCGAACGCAAAUCCGAAGGUUUGCACGAAAUCAAGCUUCCCAAACUCGCUCACACCCCAAAGGUCCGCGCCGGUACCGACGAUUUUUUCGAGAAUUUGCAACGAAUCCUCGACAGCGACGCGCCCCCCGAAACCAAGGAGACCCCGCUCGAGUUCGAUCUCGGUCCGAAUUCCGGCCUCGAAAACCGACUUCUGGAGCUGGAGAAACAGAUGAAGCUCUCGUCGAAAAUUCAAAAGCUGGAAAAGAAAAUCCAGCAGCUGCACGACACUAACGCCGAAUCUAAAAAUCUGGACGACGACGACGACGAUCUCAAAGCGCAGAUGAAGAAGUUGCAGCGACAGUUGAAGAACAUCAACAAGAGCAAGGUGGAAAGUAAGGAGCUGGAGGAAGACGACAUUUUGGACGAGCUGAAGAGUCUGCAGAGUGCGAUCAACGAGCUGAGACCGAAGGAAGAUACGAGUCAAGCGAAAAUUGGCAGCGCAGACAUUCAGGUAAUGUUAAACAAGCUGAUCGGUGUUCCAGCAGUGAGGCCAGUCGUUCCCGUGGUUCCCGCACACUCACAACUGACUCCCGCCCAGAUACAGAUAUUACGGAGGGUGAUGGCGAUGAAGGCGGCAUCCAGUCAUGGGCAUCAUGCGGCGCAUGGCCCGUCUGGGCUUGGGGGUGGACCGUCUUCCGGAGGGUUAGCUUAUGAUGGAUUUUAUGGCGGGCAAGGAGGUUACGAGGCAGGUUAUGGACAUGGGGUACCGAGUUACGGCUACGGUUAUGCUUACACUCCGGCGGCUGGGCACAAGUACGGACCGUAUGGCUCUGUGUCGCAGUAUUUUCCCGGUUUGUACGGUAGUAGUGGUUAUAGCUAUGCACCGUAUCCGGGGUUUGGAGGAUAUAACCCCCCUGAAGUAGGUGGUGGUGGCUACUACCCUCUAGGUGACUAUGUACCCAAGAGUGAAUAUGGCGCGACAUACCCAACAAACCCUGUGGCGUACAAACCUUCCCCGCCGGCGUACUCCGCCGUAACCGACCUUGGUAAAGCAGGCGCCAGUUACGCCCCGGCCUCUAAAGGCUACGCUCAAGGGGAGGGAAACUUUUUUCGCGGCUACGAAAGCGCUGACCAAUCGGAUGCGCCGCAAUCUUACGCGUAUCCACAAGAAAAUCCGUACACUGGCGAUGCGUACAGCCAGCAACGAAUUGAGGAGCUUCAGGACCAAAUUUAUAAAUUACAAAGCGUAAUAGGCAACCUAAACCGUCCCGAAUACAUCCAAAAACCCGAAGAUCAGCAAGUCAUUUACGACUUGGACAGCAAGAUCGGUCACCUGAGGGGUAUCGUGAGUAAUUUAGCUCAUCCCCCGGCGUACGGAUAUGAGUCAGGUAACGCAGAUGGAUAUGACGCGAGUCCCAAGUCGAGCAAGGGUCGUACCAAGCGUGAUCUACCCCGAGCUUACGAGGAAGGUAGAAAGACAGCAAUGAACGAUUUUUUGCGGAAAGUUGAUGACAUUCUCAGCGUCGUCAAUUAUUUUACGAAUGACUGGCACCAAAAGCACCAGGACAACAACUCAAUCGAGAGGGCUGGGGAAGUUUCCGAGCAAGUGCGAGCGCCCCGGGAGGUUGAGGAGGAGAGCCCGAUGGCUCGCAUACUGAACAAGCUGUACAGUUUAGCCGAGUUCGUCGACUCGCUGGGCGAAAAGGUGUCACAACUCAAUCAAAACUGCACUGCAAGUGGUGGUUGCGAGUCCAAGGCUGCCAGGAGGAAACGAGAAGCGAAAGACUCCGGAGAGGAUGACGACAUAAUUGGGGCCCUUGGCCUUGCUUUACAAGGAAUGGCGGCAGAUGAGAGCAGCGGCGAAGAUAACAGCGUGAAAAAAGAAGUGCAUCCGCAGAUUUUGCAAAGCAAACUCAACGACUUAAAGAAACAGUUAGAACAUAAGCUUCAUCCCGCAGCACCAUCCGCUCGUGUCCAAUCCCACCCCAAACAUCGAUCGUCAUCAUAUGACGACACCCCAGUAAGCUACCAGCCUAAUUAUUACACUCCACUCCUUCCGACUUACUACACUGUUUACGACGAUGACUACGACAAAGACAAGUACAAAACUAAAGACAAGGAUAAGUUCAUCAAACUGGAAGUAAAAAAAAAUUCGAAAUUCGAAAAAAUCUUUUCCAAAAUUCUAGAUAAAAUUCUACCCAAAAUUAUAAAAGCGAUUCCAAUCGUCCUUCAGAAAUUGAUCGGUAUCGAAAUCGACAAAGAAAUCGAAAUUGACACUUCCGGCGGAUACUACGACGACGGAUACGGAGGCGUUCAAAAAAAGCAAAGUUUCGGUUUUUUCGGAUUAAUUCCCGCGAUUAUUUUUAAGGUGCUCUCCAACAUAACUUACUUCGUAAAGAAGCUGAAGAAGGUGCCGUUUAUUCGAACCUUCCUCGUGCCUGCUCUCGUUACCGUCGGUACUGCUGGGUUAGUGAUCUUUUUGGUAUGGUGGCUUACUGGGGAUGAGCAUAAGGAUAGCUUCGGAUACGGUGGUUAUUACAAGGAAAAUUACGCUUACGAUAAUUCGCACGACGGUUACGGUUACGAUGGCAGUUACCGAAGUGCCGAUUCGAACAGUUUCAGGCCGAGGUAUUCGGAGAUCAGUCGAUUUAGCAAUCCAAAACCAGUCGUUCCUAGUCGAAAUGCGGUGACAUAUACGCCGAGGAUCCCGCCUCCUUUGCCGUAUAAUUACCCUAAACAAUACAAUCGUAAAUUUCCCGUUUCUACCCCGUACCGUGUAAAUAAUUACCAACAUUUGUAACUAUUAAAUAUACUUGGACUGAUUUUUUUAUCAAUUUUUGUCGGGGUUUUUUAUAGAUUUUGUAAUUUUGAAUAUAAAAAAGAGAA